AUGCAAAUUUUUGUCAAGACUUUAACCGGUAAGACUAUUACCUUGGAAGUCGAAUCUUCUGACACCAUCGACAAUGUCAAGGCUAAGAUCCAAGACAAGGAGGGUAUCCCACCUGAUCAGCAAAGAUUGAUCUUUGCUGGUAAGCAAUUGGAAGAUGGCAGAACUUUGUCUGACUACAACAUCCAAAAGGAAUCCACUCUUCACUUGGUGUUGAGAUUGAGAGGUGGUGGUAAGAAGAGAAAGAAGAAGGUCUACACUACCCCAAAGAAGAUCAAGCACAAGCACAAGAAGGUUAAGUUGGCUAUCUUGAACUAUUUCAAGAUUGACAGCGAUGGCAAGGUCACUAAGUUGAGAAACGAGUGUCCAAAUGACACCUGUGGUGUUGGUAUCUUCUUGGCUGACCACAAGAACCGUCGUUACUGUGGUAAGUGUCAUUCUUCCUACCAAAAGUAA
Eremothecium sinecaudum is the source of this 453-nucleotide messenger RNA. RefSeq names its product ubiquitin-40S ribosomal protein eS31 RPS31 fusion protein (gene RPS31). The transcript has a single exon. Gene Ontology annotation, cellular component: nucleus; cytoplasm; ribosome. Gene Ontology annotation, biological process: protein ubiquitination; modification-dependent protein catabolic process; translation. The coding region runs from base 1 to 453 and encodes 150 amino acids. NCBI's taxonomy places the organism in Eukaryota, Fungi, Ascomycota, Saccharomycetes, Saccharomycetales, Saccharomycetaceae. The record is from RefSeq and is a predicted model, not a curated record. Gene Ontology annotation, molecular function: protein tag activity; structural constituent of ribosome; ubiquitin protein ligase binding.